Molecule: messenger RNA, 1732 nt
Organism: Cydia splendana
Lineage: Eukaryota; Metazoa; Arthropoda; Insecta; Lepidoptera; Tortricidae
Gene: Dbp80
Product: DEAD-box helicase Dbp80
Exons: 2
Coding region: 252-1652 (466 amino acids)
Biological process (GO): poly(A)+ mRNA export from nucleus
Cellular component (GO): cytoplasmic stress granule; nucleus
Molecular function (GO): RNA binding; ATP binding; RNA helicase activity
Source: RefSeq, a predicted model, not a curated record
CUUUUUUUUUUUCGUGAAUGUCGGCAAAUCAAGAUUCGUAAACGUGAAUAUAGUUAUUUGUUAUUUUAUUUCUCGUGUACUUUGUUGAAAUUGAUUUCGUAUAGUCGUAAAGCUAAAAAAAUAUAAUAAUGUCGGGCUGAGUUCGAGUCGCUUGAUAAUCUCAAAGAUUAAAAGUUGAGGCGUAAGGUUAAGCGGCUUUUGGUUUGAAACUGUAUUUAUUUGUUAUCUCAAAACAGUUUUGCUGGUACAACAUGGCGAAUCAGUGGGGUCAAAAAGCCGAGGAGUUGGAGAUUUCCAACAAAGUUGCAGGUUUAGGAUUGAAGCAAGACCCACAUAAUCAAACAACAGAAUCUGAUGAAUCGGGGGAUGCAGCAAAUCCAGCUGAAACUUCGUUGCUUAUGAAAAUUAUCCGGCAGGGUCUAGUUGAAUCAAAGUUAGACAUUGAGGUGCAAAGAAAAGAUCCUAAUUCACCUUUAUACUCCGUUAAGACUUUUGAGGCUCUGCAUUUGAAACCAAAUUUGCUUAAAGGUGUUUAUUCUAUGGGUUUCAAUGCACCUUCUAAAAUUCAAGAAACUGCUCUGCCUACUCUCUUAGCUGAUCCUCCUCAGAACAUGAUUGCACAGUCUCAGUCAGGAACAGGAAAGACUGCAGCAUUUGUGUUGGCAAUGUUGAGUAGAGUGGACACAAAUCAUAACUAUCCUCAAGUCUUGUGUCUCAGCCCAACAUAUGAGUUGGCUAUCCAGACAGGUGAAGUAGCAGCCAAAAUGGCCAAGUUCUGUCCUGAGAUUAAAUUGAAAUAUGCUGUCAGAGGAGAAGAAGUGCCAAGGGGCACCAAGAUCACAGACCACAUAAUUAUUGGGACUCCUGGUAAAAUGUUGGAUUGGGGUGUUAAGUUUGGCAUGUUUGAUCUGAGCAAGAUUAAAGUGUUUGUAUUGGAUGAAGCUGAUGUGAUGAUUGACCGGCAGGGGCACCAAGACCAAUGCAUUAGAAUCCACAAGUGUUUACCUUCCACUUGUCAAAUGAUGUUCUUUUCUGCUACAUAUGAUGCUGCCGUCAUGGAAUUUGCAGAGAUCAUAGUGCCCAAUCCAAUCAUUAUCAGAUUAUUGAGAGAGGAAGAAUCCUUAGACAACAUAAAGCAGUAUUAUGUGAAAUGCAAAACCCCAGAGGAGAAAUAUAGGGCUAUUUGCAACAUUUAUGGUGUUAUUACUAUUGGGCAAGCAAUUAUAUUUUGUCAUACAAGGAAGACUGCUGGUUGGUUGUCUGAGAAAAUGUCUAAAGAUGGGCACUCUGUGGCAGUCUUGUCUGGGGAGCUGACUGUGGAGCAAAGAAUAGCAGUCCUUGACCGCUUCCGAGCUGGUCUGGAGAAAGUUCUUAUCACAACUAAUGUGCUGUCCAGAGGCAUUGAUGUGGAGCAGGUGACCUUGGUAGUUAACUUUGAUAUGCCCAUGGAUGUGGAGAAGAGAGCAGACUGUGAAACAUAUCUGCACAGAAUUGGGCGCACAGGAAGAUUUGGAAAGGCCGGAAUAGCAAUCAAUCUUAUUGAUUCUGCUCUGGCUAUGCAAAUUUGCUUAGCUAUUGAAAAACAUUUUGGCAAAAAGAUUCAGUUACUUGACAUUGAAGAUGCUGAAGAAAUUGAGAAGAUUGGAGCCUAAGGUCUCUUGUUAUGUUAUGAUAAGAAUAAUUAUUUUUAUAUUCAUUCUUUCCUCAUUAAACACUACACAUAUUACCAGUG